This is a messenger RNA of Sebastes umbrosus (honeycomb rockfish), 4188 nucleotides long. Its product is annotated as phosphatidylinositol 3-kinase regulatory subunit gamma-like. The record is from RefSeq and is a predicted model, not a curated record. NCBI's taxonomy places the organism in Eukaryota, Metazoa, Chordata, Actinopteri, Perciformes, Sebastidae. Gene Ontology annotation, molecular function: 1-phosphatidylinositol-3-kinase regulator activity. Gene Ontology annotation, cellular component: phosphatidylinositol 3-kinase complex. Gene Ontology annotation, biological process: insulin receptor signaling pathway; phosphatidylinositol phosphate biosynthetic process. The transcript has 10 exons. Bases 285 to 1691 code for a protein of 468 amino acids.
CGAGAUGAAGUUAAAGUAAGAGCUGCUCCACACAGCAAAGAAGAAGAGGCAAAGAAAGGACUGACAUCUGUCUCCUAGUUUAGACAGGAUAUGUUGAAAAUACACAGCUGGACUUUGGAAUGUUUUAUGGACUCGGAAUCAAAGGAGAUUCGUCCAAAUCCAUGUUGGACGUGGCGACUGCAUUGAAGUAACACAUUGUUGCAAAAAAAGACAUUUCUCUUUCCUCCUCUCUAAAACGCACAAAGACAACAAACAGCAACCUGGACUACUCUUUUGCAACAGGAAUGGUUUAUCCUCCUGAAGGCUUAUUCUACAUCGAAAUGGAUCAAGCACCACCAGCUCUCCCUCCCAGGUCAACAAAGCCAGUGUCCUCCACCAUGAACAACAAUAACUGCCUUUCGCCACCUACACAUACGCUACAGGAAGCUGAAUGGUACUGGGGUGACGUCACCAGGGAUGAGGUGAACGAGACGCUCCGAGACACACCUGAUGGCUCCUUUCUGGUGCGUGACGCAUCCACAAAGCUGCAGGGAGACUUUACGCUGACGUUAAGGAAAGACGGGCACAACAAGCUGAUCAAGAUUUACCACCGCGACGGAAAGUACGGCUUCUCGGACCCCCUCACGUUCACUUCGGUGGUGGAGCUCAUUUGGCACUAUCAGCAGCACCCGUUGGUGGAAUACAACGCCACGCUGGACCUAAUGCUCACCCAUCCUGUGUCCCGCUUCCAGCAGGUGAAAGAGGACAGCGUCGAUGUGGCAGGAAGAAAGCUCAAAGAGGUUCACUGUCAGUAUCAGGAGAAGUCAAAGGAGUUUGAUCGUCUUUACGAAGCUUUCACAAAGACCUCGCAGGAGAUCCAGAUGAAGCGAACGGCAAUCGAGGCCUUUAACGAGACGAUGCUGAUCUUCGAGGAGCAGUGUCGUGAGCAGGAGCGUUACGGAGAGGAGUUUGAGAUGAACAAUCAGUCCGAGGGAGCCGACAAAGAUCUGGAGAGCUUUCUGAUAAAUUAUGAGAAGCUCAAGUGUCGUCUCGGGGAGAUCUAUGACAGCAAAAUCCAUCUGGAGGAAGACUUGAGUGCGCAGGUGGAGGACUACAGAGAGACGGACAGGAAGAUUAACAGCUUGCGGCCUGACCUCAUCCAGCUGCGCAGCAUCAGAGAUCUGUACCUCAACUGGCUUAAUCACAAAGGCGUAAGGCAGAAACGCAUAAACGACUGGCUGGGGAUACUGAGCGACAGCCUCGAUGACACGUACGUGUUGAAGGGAGACGAGAAGAAUUUGCCACAUCAGGAUGAAGCAAACUGGUUUGUUGGUGAGCUGAGCCGGACGCAGGCCGAGGAGAUGCUUCAAGGUAAAGCUCCUGGAACGUUCCUGAUCCGCGAGAGCAGCAAACAGGGAUGCUAUGCCUGCUCUGUUGUCGUGAAUGAAGAAGUGAAGCAUUGUAUGAUCUAUAGCACACCGCACGGAUACGGCUUUGCUGAGCCCUACGACGCCCACUGCUCUCUGAAAGACCUUGUCCUGCACUAUCGCCUGCACUCCUUAGCGCAACACAAUGACGCCCUGGAUGUUCGGCUGUCGCAUCCAGUACACGGCAAAGCUGCAGCCACGCCUUCUCAACACGCAGAGGAACACAAACUCAUACAGACUCCUAAACACACAGCGGGGCUCCCGCCGGCCGCUCCAGAAAUGUAAUCCAACGGAAAGAGACAAAAGGACAUGUUUACUGUAUCCUGCGAGAACGACUGCAUCGAGGUGCAUUGUGUAAAGUUUUGCACUACAGUGAUUCCAUCAGUUUUUGUGAAUGGGAUUUCACAGAUUGAAGUGGGACUGGAAUUUGAAUGUCAGCUUGAACUUUUUAAUUUUUGUUUUCAAAGAGACUGUUUAAGCUUUUUUUUUUUUUUUUGUACUUCAUUUAUUGCCGUUUGUUUAAUGGACACAUUUUUGGUGUGGAUGUUGACAACCAGAAAAUUGCUCACUGACAUCAGGUGCUGCACCUUUGUUUCAACUUCAACUUCUACAACCAGAGUUGAUGUUGCUAGAGAUGUCCAUUUCUCUAGUUGAAAUGUAUUCAGUUCUGAAAAUUUGACCAAUAGUUUAGAAAUAUAUUUGGUUACUACGGAGUUAUAUUUGUGCCUCAUUCUUGAGCGUGUGAUGGCACAUUAUGAGCACUGUUUUUAUUUGCAAGCACUUCAAUUAUAUUUAGUAGAGAAAUGAUUUAUCAUGCAAAGACGAUUUAAAUUUGAGCAUGAGAAAAAGAAAAUGUGUCCUCAAAAUUAUUGACGUGUUAUCUACGUAAGCACACAAUGAGCGCACAGACAAACCCAAGAGCAUGCAGAGCAAAGAUGUUUAAAGGAAAAGUCUUUGCACACCAAGUCCGUAUUUUUCGUAUGGAUUUUUGAAAUCCGUCGUCCGACAAAAAUCGUUACUCGCAGAAACCUUGAGUCCGAUGAGUUAUAUUUUUCCCUUCGUUGCAAAAAUUCGCAAAACAAGACAAAAUUGAAUGGAUUAUGUGGGUGCGAUGGAUAUCGCUAGUCCUAAAUGGGGCUAAUAAAUGAAUGACAUUAGCAAGAAGCUAUCGUUUGGCUGCCUAGAGCACAAUCACUACCGUCUAAUAUUUCAUACAUCCUUUGUUUUGCGACCAUCCCUGAUUCCAAGCUGUUCUGCAAUCACUUGCUUUAAAUUCUGCAUCUCUGUAUUCUUUUAUUUCUUUAUCGUAAAAUGCUCUCUGCUAGGAGACAAAGUGAAUCAGUUUAUCAGAUGCCAUUUUGGAUGAUGACGUUUGCACGGACGUUGGCUCUGAGUGGUCAAACAACCCUCUUUUGACGAAUGCAAAAAACACAGAUAAUCGAACCUGUUCCAAAAACUUUAAUGACGGGCGAAAGUGUCACAGUUGCUGUGUUAACGUGAUUGACACAACGUGAGGUUGCAUUUAUUUUAAAAUGUGCGACAGUUUCGGACGAAAAAUACAGACUUGAUGUGCAAAGGCCUUAAGAGAAACACUGAACUAUAGUGUCCAAUCCCACAGAGCACUUAGAGGGGGAAUGAGUAAAACUGAGGUGCAGUCGUGGAUAAUAGGAAACACUAACAAGCGUACAGAGCGCAAAAUUGUUUGCUCAAAUUAAAUAAUUCUUUACGUGACAAUAAUUUCUCUAUAAAAUAUAAUUCACGUGAUUAUAAAAUACCUUUUUCCGUGCUCAAAAUGUCCCGUUGCGUGCUCAGGAGUGAGAAAUGCGUUACUACUACUUAGUGCAUUUGUGCGGGGGGGAAAAUGGUGCUGUAAACAGGCUGUUUCCGUCAUACUGGUUUGGUGGACCAAACCAUUUUUGGGUAAAUGCCACGUGUGAAUAUGUGAAAAGUCGUGGUGCAUCUUGACAAUUUGCCCCUUUCUUAACCGACAUUCAUAUACAGUGGAUAAUUAUGUAGCAUUAACAUCCUGUAGAAUACCAUUGUAAGAGCAUACUCAAUGUUAUACCCAUUGACCAAAGCACUUAAUAGUGAGCAAAACUACAUCCCUGUUCAGUCCGGUAAUUGCAUUUGGGCAAAUGGGGAGGGCAAUUUAUGUACACCUGCUGAUGUGCUGAUCAAAACAUAAUCUGAAGUACUGUAUGUUAUAUUCUGUUACUCAAAGAAGUAUAAGCUUUUUGUAUUCUAUAUAUAUUUUUUCUAUAAACAUGCCACAAGAUGAAAGCUUGAAGAAAGUGCAAUCCAACAGUAUUUCUAUUGUUGCAAUGUAUGACGAUGAUGAUGGUGGGUGAAGGUAAUGCUGUUAUGAGAGGUUGACAUUUGCCACAAAAAUGCACUCUCUUUGGUGGUGUCGGUAUGAUGUGGCCUCCGAUGUUUGUGUGAACUGCCAGAGGUCCGGAAGUAUCCUGCCUCCAUUACUUGAACUGUGGCAUUGCUCGAGCUAUGAAUGUUUUUUCAUGACAUGCAGCCUACAUAGCUUAAGAGGAAAGGAAUCCAUGUUGAACUUGGCACAUUUUUCAAGUUUGAGGACAAUAGAUACUCUGUACAGAGAAACUGUAAAAUGUAUUUCUGAGGUUGGUUUAUGGAAGGAGGGUGAUUAAGCCUCUUAUAAAAAUAUAACUCCACUGGGGGAUAGAGGAAACUCCUCGGGUGAAGCUAAGCAAUGUGAGAUCCUGACCUUUUUCUUGCUGAAAGACAAUAAACUGAUGAGGGUUUUGUCAACUUA